CAGCCAGGUACCUAAAACCUGGAAGGAAGGAAGGAGGGACUUGUGUGUUGUCACCUUCCCCGUCCACGUCCACCUCAGGCUCCGGUCCUCGCCUGCCGUGCUGCCCACCCGCGACUGCCACGCCUGCAUAGCCUGCUGACAGAGCAUUCGUUGGUCCCCUGAUCAUGAGGCCCGGGGUGUCAGAAUGCCAGCUGUGGGUGGUUGACUGAAAUCCUUCCUGUUUGCCUGCACAUCUUUUCACAUCAUGGCCGCCGGGUAGGGCUGCUGCCAAACGUCGCUUCUGCAUCAUUUCCCAUGGACCUCUGCGGCCCAGUUGCCCAUCCAGCUGCGAAUCUCUGAACUCGCAAAGGUACGAAGACCCCAAGUAACCACCAUCUUUCUCAACUUACCUGUGUACUACCUACGCAAAUAACCCCUGCUGACUGGACCCCCCCUGAGCAGGCUCUCGAUACGGAUACACAGCCGAGAAGAAUCUUUCCUCCUAGUCCCGCCGAUGACUGCGCAUGCUACGGUCGCGAGCUUCCAUCCAUCGUUGAACUCGGUGUGCUGCACGGGGACGUUUGUUAACGAGACAUCACGCAAAGAGGUUGCCCAGACCUCUAGUCCCUUACCUCAUCUCCGCCCGCGGCGCGCGUCCCAGAAGUACCGAGACAUAAGGUUUUCGCCAAAAAGGAACAACGCAAGGGAGAACAACAACCGACAGAGAUAUGUCGAAACUAUGGUCGAAGCGCCGCCCUUCCCCGGGCGGCGAGACCUCGCCGCUCCUCGAGUCCGACCUCACUGUCGAAGCACCGAGCCAAGCCGACGCAACCCUCCACUCUCAUGAUGCGCCCUCGGGCGGCGUCGCACACUCCGAUACCGUCGCGAACCAGAUCAGCAGUGCCGAGCGCGUCUGGCUUUUUGUCGGGAUAUUCCUGGUCGGCUACGCCUAUGGUCUCGACAGCCAGGUGCGGGGAACAUACCAGCCCUACGCCACGUCAAGCCUCAACCUACACUCAUCCCAUUCAACUAUCAACGUGCUGCGAAGUGUUAUCGCUGUGGCAUCGCAGCCCACUGCGGCCAAGGUCGCCGAUAUUUACGGCCGCUUCGAGACCAUCGCCGCCUCGAUCCUAUUCUAUGUCGUCGGGACCGCCCUCGAGGCCAGUGCGUCUUCGGUGGAAGUCUUCUGCCUCGGUGCCGUUCUGUACCAGAUUGGCUGGACAUGCAUCGUCCUCCUUCUAGAGGUCCUCGUGGCCGACUUCUCGUCGAUGCGAUCUCGGGUCUUCUUCAGUUACAUCCCCGCUAUUCCCUUCGUGUUCAACACCUGGAUCAGCGGCAACGUCACCUCGGCCGUCUUGAGAGUCACAUCAUGGCGCUGGGGCAUUGGAAUGUGGGCUAUCAUCCUGCCCAUCUGCUCCGUCCCGCUCCUCACUAGCCUCUACACCUUUGGCCAGCGCUCGCGAAAGGCUGAUCGUCAUGCCGAGUCGAAGAAGGCCACCAUUGACCUCUUCCAUCAACUCGAUGCCGUCGGCCUUGCUAUUCUCAUUGCCGCAUUCUCCUUCACCCUGGCACCUCUGACUCUGGCGGGAGGAACUGUGAGCCACUGGAAGAGCCCGGGAAUCAUCAUUCCGCUCGCCUUUGGGCUGCUUUGCAUUCCGGCCUUCAUCUUCUGGGAGCGCCGCUACGCCCAAGUUCCACUCAUCCCCUUCCGCCUCCUCAAAGAUCGUGGUGUCUGGUCAGCCCUGGCCGUCCGCAGUCUUCUCAACUUUGCUUGGUCGACGCAGGGGAACUAUUUAUACACCGUUCUUGUCGUGGCCUUCGACUUUCCUAUCGAGACGGCCACCCGCAUCUUGUCAUUCUUCUCCUUCUUUGGCGUUUUCAGCGGUGUCUUGAUGGGCGUCGUCAUUUAUAGGAUUCGAAGACUUAAGGGCAUCAUCAUCACUGGCGCUUGCAUUUUCACGGCCUCCUUUGGUCUUCUCAUAUUAUACCCCGGAGGAGCUUCUUCUGCUUCACAGUCUGGUCUUAUUGCCGGCCAAAUCAUUAUGGGUUUGGCGGGUGGUCUGUUUGCGUACCCAACACAGGCCUCCAUCCAAGCGUCGUCCGAUCGGGAGCACGUUGCCGUCGUUACGAGUCUCUACCUCGCCAUCUUCAACGUCGGAAGCGCCCUCGGAAACUGUCUGUCGGGAGCCAUGUGGACGCAACUCCUCUACCCCUCUCUCGAGUCUAACCUCGAGUUCCAGUCGAACAAAACCCUGGCGGCGCUGGUCUACAAUUCGCCAUUUUCCACCAUCGAAGAUUACCCAGUUGGCGGAGAGAUCAGAGACGCAAUCAUUGACAGCUAUCGUGGUGUGCAGAGGCUUCUGUGCAUUGCUGGACUGUGCAUCUGCGUGCCUAUGGUUGGCUUUGCUUUUGCGUUGAGAAACCCGAAGCUGUCGGAGGAGCGGGUCCAGCCAGAGGCUUCGGCCGAGUCGGACUGAUCCAUACGACUACAAGAAAGACGACAUAGUGUCUGUCAUUACAGACUUCCUUUUGAGACUUCCUUUUGAGACUGAUCCCAUUUAUCGAAUGGGUUACGACACAUACCUCAGGUAUCAGAAUUGUUGCUGCACAAAGAAAUCGAUAGAGCAAGCGUUGGAUUUCUCCAUUAGAUCACUUUUCGGUUUACCACUUCAUAUUACAGCGUAGCCUGCCAACGCCAAAGACUGGCAC
Colletotrichum scovillei is the source of this 2688-nucleotide messenger RNA. Its product is annotated as major facilitator superfamily transporter. Gene Ontology annotation, biological process: transmembrane transport; intracellular iron ion homeostasis. The coding region runs from base 708 to 2456 and encodes 582 amino acids. The record is from RefSeq and is a predicted model, not a curated record. NCBI's taxonomy places the organism in Eukaryota, Fungi, Ascomycota, Sordariomycetes, Glomerellales, Glomerellaceae. Gene Ontology annotation, molecular function: siderophore-iron transmembrane transporter activity. Gene Ontology annotation, cellular component: vacuolar membrane; endosome. The transcript has a single exon.